This is a messenger RNA of Pristis pectinata (smalltooth sawfish), 5301 nucleotides long. Its product is annotated as toll-like receptor 2. Gene Ontology annotation, biological process: toll-like receptor signaling pathway; inflammatory response; immune response. Gene Ontology annotation, cellular component: membrane. Lineage: Eukaryota; Metazoa; Chordata; Chondrichthyes; Rhinopristiformes; Pristidae. The record is from RefSeq and is a predicted model, not a curated record. Gene Ontology annotation, molecular function: transmembrane signaling receptor activity; triacyl lipopeptide binding; protein binding. The coding region runs from base 26 to 2479 and encodes 817 amino acids. The transcript is spliced from 2 exons.
UCUCUGCUGAAUCUGUGGAUUCAACAUGACUUUAAGUGCUACUGUUUCUCAAGGUUUGCUGUUGACCACAGAGAAAAACAUGAGAGUGUCAUCGCUGUGUUUCCUGCUCGUGUGUAGUUUUGUAUGUGAAGCUUUCUCAGAAGAUGACAGGUCAUACAAUAUGUGUCAAAACUGUGAUCACAACAACUACUGCAACUGCUCUUCGAUGAAUUUAAAGAAUAUUCCGCUUGUGUCUGAAAAGGCAUUCACAUUUGACCUGUCCUACAACAGCAUUUCACAGAUUAAUGACACAGAUUUCAUCACAUACAGAGAGCUGAAAAGACUUCUGUUGCAAUCAAAUCAAAUCCAAUCUAUCAGUGAUCAUGCUUUCCAGCUCAACACAGAAGUGGAGUACCUUGACUUGUCUGAAAAUCUUUUAACCAAAGUAACAUCGAAUUGGUUUAAGCAGUUUCACAAACUGCAAUACCUUAACCUUUCAGGGAAUAGGUACACAACUCUGGGAUCAGGGAGAAUUUUCUCAAAUCUCUCAAGACUCCGUUGGUUAGAAUUUGGCAAUCCUUUCCUAUCACAUUUAAAGGAAGAUGACUUUGUAGGAAUUACACAUCUAGAUGAGUUUGUUUUGACAGCAAAUAAUUUGGAUUCAUAUCAGCAAGGAACUUUCAGUUCUUUCAGAAAUAUAAGCCAUGCUGCAUUGAGUUUACUUAACAUAUUUCUGACUAAGACAGGCCAAGCUCGGCAGAUUCUUAUAGAUUUGUCAGGAUGCACCACCCACUUAGAGCUAAGAGAUUUAAUGUUUCCUGAUGAAGGUGACGGUCAGUUAUUUUCUGUUCCAGGCAAUUCGUCAUUCACAAAAUUCACCUUCCAAAAUACUUUUCUUACUGAUGACACUGUACUUAAUUUUAUAAAUUGCAUGAAAAACACAAAACUAUCAGAGAUAGUAGUGAAAGAUUGUGUGCUUUCAGGAACUGGGAAAUGGCCGAAGAUAGACAAUAUAAAAAACAACUCACUUCAUUCAUUAACAUUAAAUAAUAUAUCCAUUAAACACUUUUAUGGAUUUUAUGAUCUUUCAGGCAUUAGUCCAAUACUUGAACCCAUUAAAACAGCUAUAUUGACAAAACUAAAUAUGUUUCUGAUGCCCUGUCAUGUAUCCAAGAACUUAAAGAAUGUGGAGUAUCUUGAUUUAACAUACAAUUUGUUGAGUGAUAGAAUAAUGCAAGAAAUGGUUUGUUCUGGAGCUUGGCCGUCGUUACGUUACCUUAUUCUGAGAAAGAAUAUAUUAAGAUCCCUCAGUAUAACAAGUCCAAAACUAUCAACACUUUCUACUCUUACCCAUUUAGAUUUGAGCCAAAAUAGCUUCAGUGAAAACAGUGCAUCAUGUAAGUGGUCUAAAAAUCUGCAAUUUCUAAAUCUUUCAAGCUGUAAAAUAAAAAGUAUAUCACAAUGUCUCCCCCCAAAUGUUGAGGUAUUGGAUUUAAGUAACAAUGACAUCAGCAGUUUUAUGGUUAGUCUGUCUGCUCUCAAGACUUUAAAUGUGUCCAAUAAUAAGUUUAAAAGUUUACCAGCUGAUAGCUAUUUACCAAAGAUGCAGAUUCUGAAGAUCAGCAACAAUAAACUCACCUCGCUCACAGGUGAAGAAAUCAUCACAUUUAAGAAGCUUGAAUUUUUGGAGGCUGGAAAAAAUAAUUACAUUUGUUCAUGUGAAUUCCUCCUUUACAUGAAUCAUUACAUAACAGUACAACUGCUGGACCAACCAGAAAACUAUGUUUGUGAUUCACCUCUAACUCACAGGGGACAGUUGGUGCAAAAUACUAAGCGCUCCUUCUUUGAUUGUCACAUGACAUGGUCCAUAGUCUUAGUAUGUGUGAGUGUGUCUUUGGCAGCAACAAUCGCUGGGACAGCAUGCCACAGGUAUCAUGGGAUCUGGUACCUCCAAAUGACCUGGGCAUGGCUACAAGCAAAGAGGAAACCAAAAAAAGUGAGGAACAAUGAUAUCUGUUAUGAUGCAUUUGUUUCUUACAGUGACAUGGACUCAGACUGGGUGGAAAACUCCUUGGUGAGGGAGUUAGAAAGUGUUCACCCACCACUGACACUCUGCCUUCAUAAACGUGAUUUCAUUCCGGGGAAGUGGAUCAUUGACAACAUAAUUGAAUCCAUUGAAAAAAGCAGGAAAACAUUAUUUGUUAUAUCUCAACAUUUUGUCCAGAGUGAGUGGUGCAAGUAUGAGCUUGACUAUACUCACUUCCGUCUAUUUGAUGAAAACAAUGAUGCAGCCAUACUUGUUUUGCUGGAGCCAAUCCCAAAGGAGACCAUUCCUCAGAGAUUCUGCAAGCUUCGGAAAUUGAUGAAUACAAAGACUUAUUUGGAAUGGCCUCAGGAUGUAGAGGAACAGCAGAACUUCUGGCUUUCCUUAAAAGUUGCAUUAAAAGAAGAAAUACCAUUAACCAAUGUCACAGAAAAUCCUAGCCCUCUACAAAAUUGACUAAUUUACUUGGAUCCUUCAAACUGAAUACAGUUUUUAUUUGUACAGGCAGGUCAUUGCACAAAUCUCUUGGGGUCUUUUUGAUACGGAGGGUGGGGGAGUAAAAGAAAGAAAUGAUUUUUCCUGGCCUCAGGACUUCUCAAAGCUAAUAAAGUUCAUGUGAAAUAUCAUUACUCUUGGAAAACAAGGCAGGAAAUGUCCAGAAGCACCAAUAAUUUCAGUGUUAAGCAAGCAAGUCCAGCUUUAGAAUGUCAGCUUAGAUUAUUGUCCUGCAUGGCAACAGAAAUGAGAAUGCUAUCAACUGAUGUACAACACAGAAUUAUGAUUUGAUAAACAGAAUACAAGAUAUUAAUAUAUUUUAUUAUGUAAUUGCAUUUUUAAUGUAUGUUUUUCAAUGUCUCACUGCUUAGCACCUGUUGUCAAUCAUCCUCAGCCCUCUGAACUUAAUUUCUCCAGAUCCAGGAUGGUCAGAAAUAUCUGAAAACUAUCAAAAAUGAAAACAAUCAGAGAAAGAAUUAAAAUUUAUUAUGCAAAAAUUGAAAAUUAAAACAAAAGUAGUAUAAAUCCUGGGAGAUCUCAGCAAAUCCUAUUCUACUUCUGGACUCCAUAAUAAGUGAUCAGUGAAGCUCAGUCAGUAAGUUCGAUAUUUAUGUUUUUUCAUAUGUUUACAAUGAUAAUUCAGACCCAUGUGUUCACCAGAACUGACUGGCUCUUCAGAUUUACAUAACAGUUUUUCAUUCAUGAUUCAAGUCAGUAAGUAUAUGUUACUUUAUAUAUUACCUGUGUGCCAUAAUUGUUCUAAAAGUAUAAUUCAAGAAUAUAAAAAACAAUCAUUGGAACAAAAACAGAGAAUGCUGGAAUCGUUCAGCAGAUCAGGCGGCAUCUCUGAAAAGAGAAACAAAAUUAAUAUUCAGAUUGAACACCCAUUGUCAGAAUAUGACAGAUCUUGCAUUUUGCAUGAUGAAGAAGUUGAUAAAAAUGAUACAAAAAUUAACUCUGUGGUUGACAGUGAGAAGGAACGCUUAAGGCUGCAGGAAGAUAUAGAUGGCCUGCCCUGUAGAAAAAUACAAGUCAGAAUUAUCAAAUAAUGGAUUUGGGAAGAUGCAGCAAAGCAGAGAAUUUACAAUAUAUUGGCAAAUAUUGAAGUGUGUGGAGGAACAGAGGGAUCUUAAAGUCUACAUCCAUAAAUGCAGGACAGCUGAGUAAGGAGGAUAAGAAGGGAUAUAGUAUCCCGUUCUCUUUUAGCUGUGGCCUAAAAAGGGAGGAGGUUAUGCUUGAACUGCAAACAACACUUGUUAGAUUUCAACUUGGUCACACAUUAGAUGAUUAGUUAGGUUACAGCUGGAAUAAGCAUAAAGUUCUGGUCACCACAUCAUAGCUGGGCUGUGAUAGCAAUGGAGGAGAUGAAAGUAUGUUCACCGGGAUGCUGCCUGAAUGGAGCAAUUCAGUAUGAGGACAGACUGGAUAGCCUCGGUUUGUUUUCCUUGGCGUAGAAAAGGCUGAGGGGUGAUCUAACUGAGGGUGUAGAUGGUGUAGAUAGUGAUAAAUGUUUCUCUUAGCUGUUUAUAACCAGAGGGCAUAAACGAGCAGCUCUUGCACUUUUACAUUUCUUGCCAUUUUAUUUUCACUUGAUCUUCCCUUUCUAGAUCAAUUACUUGACAUUCUUUGCUGAGUUCUGAAAUGCUCCAUCAUUUGGAUCACUGCUAAUUCUGGAAAUUUUGAUUUAAUACCAUCCUUUUGAUAGUAUUCAAUUUUGAUUUUAAGAAUAACUUAUUUAAUACUAUCUCUUCCUUUGACAAUGAUAUCUUUAAUAUCUCCUGUGAGCUAUGUCAGACCACUUUUCAUGCUGGGUUUUGCAAAGGCAUCUAAAGGAAUACUUUUUUGCAAAUCAUGUACUAUAUCUGUAAAUGCUAGCUGUUGUCUGGCCACUAUCAUACCUUUCUCAAUUAACCACAGCCAAAUUUCUCCAUGGGUUUGAAGGCAGUGCUGGAGAUAGACCUAGUGGGUUUAGGGCAGUGUGGGAGACAAAGAGAAUCUAGAACCACUCUAUAGAUCAAGUGAUGAUGCUGACUGAGUGAGAUGCUCCUGCUUCUGCAGGAUACAUCCAUGUUUUUCAGCCAGGAAUUUGCCUCCGGUUAUGUACUGAAGGGUACUGGAACACUGCAAUCUUUUGACAUCAUUUGAAAGUCGACCCGCGCUCUGUAAUAAAUUAGGCAACAGCAGAACCAAAGAACUUACAAUUAAUGCUUUAUUAGUUUAACACUAGUGGGAGUGGGGGAUACAGAGAAAGAGUAAACAGUAUAACCCAAGCUCUGUAUUAGACCCACUUAAAGAUCCCCCGGUUAGUGUGUACCUUUAUACCCACUUUGUGAGGAACCUUCGUGGCAAUUACUACAGCAAUUGCUUACAGCAAGCUUUAGCAAAACAAGAUAUGUCUAAAAAAAACUAUUUCUUUCUCACCCACACCUGGCCUCACUUCAGCCAUAACUAUAAUUCUUUACCAUGGGAAGAAUAGCUGACUAUCAGGAGAAUAGCUACAUACCAUUAACCCUUACAUUGCCAGUCAUUAACCCUUGCAUUCCCAGUUAUCUUUUACAACCAAGCACCAUCAAGUAGACAGCUGAGGAUUUCCCAAGGGCUUCUGCGAGAGGUUUUGGAGGAUCAGCAUCAGGCCACAAACUUUGGACAGUGUAGUUGCUGUACCAGGAAGCAACUCAAUUGACAAUUAUGGGCAGCCUUGGAGGGUGGUCAGGAGGCAGCCUCACUCUGGGAAGGAGUGAGAACAGUAGUAGCAGAGUAAGGAAAAUGGGUGAGAAAGGGGA